Messenger RNA from Brienomyrus brachyistius, 2336 nucleotides. RefSeq names its product endoplasmic reticulum lectin 1 (gene erlec1). Lineage: Eukaryota; Metazoa; Chordata; Actinopteri; Osteoglossiformes; Mormyridae. Bases 189 to 1643 code for a protein of 484 amino acids. The transcript has 14 exons. The record is from RefSeq and is a predicted model, not a curated record. Gene Ontology annotation, biological process: retrograde protein transport, ER to cytosol; endoplasmic reticulum unfolded protein response. Gene Ontology annotation, cellular component: endoplasmic reticulum lumen.
GUGGACGUGGCACUUACCGCACCACUUCCUGUUUGUAAGAUGGCUAAUGAACGGUAGCCAGCUGGUUUGUAAGUUGCAACGCCUCCGAAACUGAGGUGGCAAAUAGCCUGAUCGCCGUCCUUUGCGGAGGAUAGCAAUCAGUCAGCGGCGUAGGAGCAGGCGGCGGGCUUGCCCAGGCGGGGAGGGGAAUGUACUUGGAUACAAUAUUGGUGACAUUUUUAGCGGCGCUGGAGGUGCUUCGCAAUGUUGCGGCGGGCAAAGCGGCAUCGUCUUCUUUUACUGAUGAAAUCCCGUUCAAAAUCAAUUGGCCUGGAGCCGAUUUCGCACUGCCAACCUCGGGCGCACUGUACAAAGACGACGACUUUCUUAUUAUGACUACACCUGACAAGGAGCGGUAUAAAUGUCUGCUGCCUUCAUUAUCCGAUGCCGAUGAGAAUGAGGAAAAGGAGUACAAUGGACCCAGCCCGUCGGAUCUGAUAGAACCACUGUUCAAACAGAGCAGUUGUUCCUACAGGAUUGAGUCUUACUGGACAUAUGAGGUCUGCCACGGGAAGCAUGUGAGGCAGUACCACGAGGAAAAAGAGAUGGGCCAGAAGAUCAAUAUCCAGGAAUAUUACCUUGGAGUGAUCAAGAAGAGUGAGGCAUCCACAGCUGGAACUGAAACUGAAACGGAGGCUGAUUCUGAGAACUCAGAGAGCAAAAAGGAGGUGCCCACCAAGAACUUGGAGGGUCAGCUGACCCCCUACUACCCUGUGGAGAUGGGCAACGGAACGCCCUGCGUGCUGAAGCAGAACGAGCCUCGCUCCACCUCCGUGCUGUACGUCUGCCACCCGGAGGCGAAGCACGAGAUCCUUUCCAUCGCGGAGGUGAUCACAUGCGAGUAUGAGGUGGUCGUGCUCACCCCACUGCUCUGUGGGCACCCCCAGUACAGGUUCAAGACCUCCCCGGUGAACGCCAUCUUUUGCCAGGCUCUGUCCAACUCUCCUCUGCGACCCCAACGCCUCUCCAAGUUUGACAGGGAGCAGGAGGAGCUGGUGAAACCCCCUUUUAGUGCUCCUCCGGAGAGGGAGGAAGAGAUGUCCCCUGUGAGGGAAGAUCUCUUUUCCACCACUCACAAGCCACUUGCAGUGGGUGGCCAGACACAGGUCGCUGUGGGAACCACCCACAUCUCUCGCCUGACAGAUGAACAGCUAAUCAAGGAAUUCUUGAGCGGCUCAUAUUGUCUGCAUGGGGGAGUGGGUUGGUGGAAAUAUGAGUUCUGUUACGGGAAACAUGUUCAUCAGUACCAUGAGGACAAGGAGCAGGGCAAGAACAUUGUGGUUGUGGGCAGCUGGACCCUGGAGGCCCACCUGGAGUGGGCCCAGAAGAACGUCGCUCGCUCCUACGCGCUGAAAGAGGACGGGGUCCAGAAAGUCAAGUUGGUAUCGCAUUUUUACGGCCAGGGGGACAUGUGUGACUUGACUGGAAAGCCGAGACAGGUCAUCGUCAAGCUUAAGUGCAAAGAGUCGGAAUCCCCCCACGCUGUAACUGUUUACAUGCUGGAGCCUCAGACCUGCCAGUACAUCCUGGGGGUUGAGUCUCCAGUCAUCUGUAAGAUCUUGGACACGGCAGAUGAGAACGGCCUUCUGUCCAUUCCCAGCUAACUGGAGGGAGGAGGGAGGAAAAUAAGCAGGAAAGGGGAAGAGGAGAAUGUGGACCGGAGGGGGGGGGGGUGAGGGUGUUUUUCAGCUGUAGUUGUCAGAAGGUGGCCUCCCAUGCAGCUCUGUGGGAAGGGGGCACAAAUGAGUCACCUUCCCGGCCACCUGUCCCGAGAGCCCCGCCCUUUGUGCUAAGCCCCGCCCACCACACUGCCUCUCCCCCUGGAGAAACAGCGCAAGUCCAGGCUGUGGAAAUGAACGCUGUAGCAGGGAAACAAACAGCCCAGCUCUGCCUUUAGGAUUCAGAUUGAAGUGUUUUGAUUUUUCCUCAAGUGCUGGAAACGGCAAAGGAAAUUAUUGAAAGUUAUGUUUUUAGAAGACUAGAAAUGGUGUCGUUCUGCUGCCACUUAACUGGAGUCAUUCAGACAGGAAUCAAGGAAGACAACUUUUUUGCGCCAUAUUUUGUAUUUUUUUAAAUUCUGUAUUUAUUUUUGGUAAGCUGGGCUGGUUAAAUGCUUAUCUGAGCACUUGAGUCUGCUGCUGAUGAUUUUUUCCCCUGGCUUCAGAAGAUGAAGACUUGGAAAUGAAUUAACCUUCAGACUAAAGAAAAUGAAAUAUUUUAAUGUUCAAAGCUAGAGAAACGGAUUAAUGUCGCGCAUCCCCAAAAUGAAACUGAAUAAAACCCAUUGGAAAAAUGUU